Anopheles marshallii is the source of this 405-nucleotide messenger RNA. RefSeq names its product putative protein TPRXL. The transcript has a single exon. Lineage: Eukaryota; Metazoa; Arthropoda; Insecta; Diptera; Culicidae. Bases 1 to 405 code for a protein of 134 amino acids. The record is from RefSeq and is a predicted model, not a curated record.
AUGAUCAUCGCUCAUAUAGCAGAGUCUCCGGAAAGUCUCAUACGAUAUCGUCUACUGUCCGAGCCGGAAAUUGUAAAUCUCUUGUCUGCAAACCAGUCCGGCAGUGUUGAAGGACAACAGCCACCAAACCACGACCAGUCACAACGGGGACAAUGUCCUUCACCGCGACCAUCAUCAACAUCUAACCGUUGCUCGGGAAAUUCGUACGAUGCAGGCAGCAGUUCCCCAUCGGAUGGUUCACCAACUGGGAUCGAGAACAAUGGUACCAGCUCUGGUUGCGGAACAUCAUCCUCCAGCUCAUCCGGCACGGCUCAAUCGCCACCGGUAAAAGGCACGAGUGUGGAAGAUGCGCUGACCCGUACGAAUCAAACACCCGCGACACAGUCCAACAUGGUUGAGGUGUAG